Messenger RNA from Fusarium venenatum, 288 nucleotides. The record is from RefSeq and is a predicted model, not a curated record. NCBI's taxonomy places the organism in Eukaryota, Fungi, Ascomycota, Sordariomycetes, Hypocreales, Nectriaceae.
AUGCAGCCUGCUGUGGUUGGGCAGGUACUCCACGAAGUUUCCAUCAACACGCCCGUUCCCGAUGUCGAAGGUGACCUCGUUGUCUUGGAUCACUUUGGGGCUGUCGCUUGGGGUGCUUGCCAUCUGCGUUGUAUGGAACUACAGCCCAAGGUUGUAAAGGAAAUGUCGCGAAUGGAUACGCCAUGGGGGCUUGCUGGGUGGUACCCUCCAGGCUCGUCGGUGGUUUGCCUGGAAGGCAAUGGCAGUAGUAUGGUCGAAUCUCAAUUCUGUCCUGUACGGCCCACGUAG